AUGGGUAAAAGGGAAAGAAGAUUCUUUUCUGCUGUGAGCACGACAUCUGAAAUUUCUGAAUAUUUUGGCCGUCCUCUCACUUAUGUGAGACAGAGUGCUCGUGUUUUGUAAAUCAGGCAUUUUUUUUUCUCCUGGGUGUCUCAAAUGUAUAUUCCAGAUCUGAACAGGCCCAGGCAGGCAGAAUGGUGAGCUGAGGAGGGCCUGAGGCCUCCCAGGGAGCUGAUGGGGGAGUCCAGAAGGCUGCGGUGCCAGCCAGCAUUUGCCAGGUGGCUGAGGAGGGUCAGUCUCCAUCCUGUCCAUCCAGGCAGCACUGAACCAGAUCCAGGCAACCGGGCCAAGUCCCCAAGGCUGUCUCUGGGACCAGAAGGUAUAACCAGAGGGAUGCAUGGAUUUAAAUUCCAGGGCAUAAAAGUUCAGCCUAUCUAA
Molecule: messenger RNA, 426 nt
Organism: Otolemur garnettii (small-eared galago)
Lineage: Eukaryota; Metazoa; Chordata; Mammalia; Primates; Galagidae
Gene: CUNH10orf113
Product: chromosome unknown C10orf113 homolog
Source: RefSeq, a predicted model, not a curated record